This is a messenger RNA of Musca vetustissima, 2030 nucleotides long. RefSeq names its product polyadenylate-binding protein (gene pAbp). Lineage: Eukaryota; Metazoa; Arthropoda; Insecta; Diptera; Muscidae. The record is from RefSeq and is a predicted model, not a curated record. Bases 26 to 1954 code for a protein of 642 amino acids. Gene Ontology annotation, molecular function: poly(A) binding; mRNA 3'-UTR binding; poly(U) RNA binding. Gene Ontology annotation, cellular component: cytoplasmic stress granule; nucleus; cytosol. The transcript is spliced from 3 exons.
UAAAUAAACGGACUUGAAAUAAAAAAUGGCUUCUCUAUAUGUGGGUGAUUUACAUCAUGACAUCAAUGAGGCUGGACUUUUUGAUAAGUUCUCCUUGGCUGGCCCAGUGAUGUCCAUUCGUGUUUGCCGUGACAUCAUAACUCGUCGUUCAUUGGGCUAUGCCUAUGUUAAUUUCCAACAACCAGCUGAUGCUGAACGUGCUUUGGACACCAUGAAUUUCGAUUUGAUCCGCAACAAACCCAUUCGCAUUAUGUGGUCUCAACGUGAUCCCUCAUUGCGCCGUUCCGGCAUUGGCAAUGUUUUCAUCAAAAACUUGGACAAGAGUAUCGACAACAAAGCCAUCUACGAUACAUUUUCCGCCUUUGGCAACAUUUUAAGUUGCAAGGUGGCCACCGAUGAUAAGGGCUCGUCCAAGGGUUACGGUUUUGUACACUUCGAAACUGAAGAGGCCGCCAACAGUGCCAUCGAAAAGGUCAAUGGUAUGUUGUUGAACGGCAAAAAGGUGUACGUUGGCAAAUUCAUUCCCCGCAAGGAACGCGAGAAGGAAUUGGGCGAAAAGGCCAAGCUCUUCACCAAUGUCUAUGUCAAGAACUUUGCCGAAGAUGUUGAUGAUGAAAAACUAAAGGAAAUGUUUGAACCAUAUGGUAAAAUUACCAGCUACAAGGUAAUGACCAAGGAUGAUGGUAAAAGCAAAUGCUUUGGUUUUGUGGCCUUUGAGACCACCGAGGCGGCCGAGGCUGCCGUUGAGGCCCUUAACGGCAAGGAGGUUAGCGAGGGUAAGACCUUGUAUGUGGCUCGUGCCCAAAAGAAGGCUGAACGCCAACAGGAACUCAAGCGUAAAUUCGAAGAAUUGAAGAAGAAACGCCAAGAGUCGGUAUUCGGCGUCAACUUGUACGUCAAGAAUUUGGAUGACACCAUCGAUGAUGAACGUUUGCGCAAGGAAUUCUCCUUGUACGGUACCAUCACCUCGGCCAAGGUUAUGACCGAUGAGGAAGGCCGUUCCAAGGGCUUUGGUUUCGUGUGCUUUGUUGCUCCCAAUGAGGCCACCUGUGCCGUCACCGAAUUGAAUGGCCGCGUCAUUGGUUCCAAGCCAUUGUAUGUUGCUUUGGCCCAACGCAAGGAAGUGCGCAAGGCCCAUUUGGCCACCCAAUAUAUGCGUCACAUGGGUGGUAUGCGUAUGCAAACCUUGGGACAGAUUUUCCAACCUGCCUCGGCUGGCAGUUACUUUGUCCCCACCAUGGGUCCAGCUCAACGUUUCUUCGGCCCUCAGGUACCCACCGCUAUGCGCAACACCCCACGCUGGGCUGGUCAGGUACCACGUCCCGUUGCCGGUGCCCAAGGUGUGGCACAGGCAGCCCCCGCUGCCGGUGGUUUCCAAAACCCCGCCAUUCCCGGUGCUGCCGGUACCCAAUAUCGUCCACCAAAUGCUGCAGCUGCUGCUGCUCGCGGUCAACAACAAGGCGUACAGGGCGCACACGCUGGUGCGGCUAAUAGCAUGCGUAAUACUGGCGCUCGUGCCAUUACCGGACAACAGACCAUCCCAGCUGCCAAUAUGCCAAUGGCUGGUGCCCCAAUGCCCGCCGGUGGUGGACAGCAGAGAGCUGCCAACUACAAAUACAACACCAAUGUGCGCAAUCCAGCUGUACAACAGGUUCCUGCUCAGCCUCAGGUUCAACAAAUGCAUCAAAAGGGUGGUCAAGAAAAGCUGUUGGCCUCCAUGUUGGCCAAUGCCAAGCCCCAAGAACAAAAACAAAUCUUGGGUGAACGUUUGUAUCCCAUGAUUGAACGCAUGCACCCCAGCAUGGCUGGCAAGAUCACCGGCAUGUUGUUGGAAAUCGAAAACUCCGAGCUGUUGCACAUGAUCGAGGAUCAUGAAGCCCUCAAGGCCAAGGUUGAAGAAGCUGUUGCCGUUUUGCAGGUUCACAAUGUGCGCGAAACUGUGCCUACCAACUAAACAAAGGAAAAAUUUGCAAGAAACCAAAAAAAAAACUAAAACAAAAAAUAUUUUGAAAACAAAAAAAUAAGCACUA